This is a messenger RNA of Copidosoma floridanum, 2613 nucleotides long. RefSeq names its product proton channel OtopLc. Gene Ontology annotation, biological process: proton transmembrane transport. Gene Ontology annotation, molecular function: proton channel activity. NCBI's taxonomy places the organism in Eukaryota, Metazoa, Arthropoda, Insecta, Hymenoptera, Encyrtidae. The record is from RefSeq and is a predicted model, not a curated record. Gene Ontology annotation, cellular component: membrane.
AGUUCCCGAACGAUGAGAAAAUCGGUAAAGCCGAUACCGAUGCCUCGACCCAACGGAAAACACGCGAUCCAAGUGACGACGCUUGGCGAUUGAUAAGUAUACACGGGCCAAGGGUACAAUACCGAUCAUGCUUGUACGGUGGUGAGGCGGGUGUGCGCGCGUGUAUUGGUGCAAGGGGGCAGCAGCUUUGAUGGACCAAGAGGAGGAGGCUCGAGCGCGCUGUCUGAGCCGACCGCCGAAAAGGUACGAGAUAUACUCGAACAAGAGGCGCAGGGACAAGAUGCCGAGGAGCGCGGCCGUGGCCAAUGCCGCCACCCUGCAGCCCAUCGAGGAGGCCAACUCUGGGAAAUCCACCGCCAACAACGAGCAGCACGACAAGGACAGUUUGAACGAGACCGGGAGCACGACGGGCGACACGGUGGACGGGGGCCCGGGAGGGGCCGCGGGUGGGCCCUCGAACGGCAACGGCCGGCACCAGCAGGUCCGCACCUCGGGCGGCGCCGACAACAAAUCGUCACCGGAACGCGACUCUCGCCAGCAACGCUCGCACUCGCCGUCGUCACCCAAGUCGCUCGUGUCGAGGAUACUGGCGCGCUCCAGGACCCCCGACGACCUCCUGGACCACUCCGAGCCAUUCUCGCAACUAUGGAUAGUCCUGUCGAACGUGUACGGGCAGCUCGUGAUAGUGAUCACGAUGGCCCUGUGCCUGGCCGAAGUCAUGGACACGCCCGUGCCACUGCUCAGCCUUCAGGGUAUAUUCCUGAUAUACAUGUACGUGGGCAGUAUCGUCGUGAUAAUCGGCAUCUACAUGUGGGUCCUGGUGGACAGUUGCGGUAGCCUGCGCUCGGGGCCGGGUCUGCGGGACGCGGAGCUCGGCGGCGCCUCGCUCACGAGGUUCGGCUCCCUCAAGCGCGCCCACAUAUCCCGAUCCAAGACCGCGCCCACGAGCUUUUACAUAAGAGUCGGGGCGCUCGUGUUCGGCCUAGCCGCGCUUGUGUUCAACGGAUUGGAGAUGGCGAUGCACUACAUGAUGCAGGGCGCCGAGUGCCUCAACGACAUCAUCUUCGUCCACCCGGUCUUGCACGGGCUCUUCACCUUCCUCAUGAUGCACUUUCUCUUCGUCAGAUCGCAGGUGCUGGUGGAAAGGUUCGGCCUGGCGGCGCGCUUUUGCUUCACCCACCUGGCGGCGACCAACAUAGCCGUGUGGGCGCGCCUCGUCAUCUGGGACUCGGCCCAGGAGUACACCUACUACGUCCACCUGGCCCAGCGCGGGCCGCUCAGUGCCGCCUCGCCCCUGAAGCUGCGGGGCUUUCCCGGCUCCUUGACCAAGCAGACGCGCGAGAUACCCGAUGACAUCCCUUACGAGGAGGAGUUGCCGAUGAACCGGUACGUGCCGAUCUCCCAGGAGCAGAUAUCCCAGGUCGUCGCUUUGCAGGAGUGCUUUAACACCAACUCCCUCGGGCAGUUCUGGACCUCGAGUAUGCCGAUUUUGUACCCGUUCAUCGUUCAGUUCAGUUUGAUAGCCGCAGCGGUGACCUUCGUGAUGGGCCAAAACGUCGGCCGGUCGAGCCGGUUGCUGCACAAAAAGUUCCACAGCAUGAAGGACCUCCCGGGCUCGGGUAGGAUGGGCUGCAGCGGUUCGAGCAAGGGCCUCUUUCUCGGUAUCCUGUGCACGGUCGCUGGCAUCGUGGCGAUCCUGAUAUUCCUGGUGGUGCGCGAGGACGAGAAUUUUCCCGUCGUCACCCUGACUUGGUUGACUUGCGGCACCCUCGGCACCAUACUCGCCCUCAGCGGACUGAUGACGGCCAGCGGACUCGUGCAGAUCCGGCAGAUGUCGGUGGUCACGAGAGCCCCCGCGGCCCUCGACACCCUGCUGUCCAAUGUCGCGCUCUUCGGCGUUCAGCUCUACUCCGUGUUCACGAUAGUCGCCUCGGCCUGCUCGUUGGCCACCCUCGAUCUCCAGGACACUGAAAACGAGCCCAACAAGGAGGUCGAGGACAUGCGGGAUAGGCACAUCCUCCUGCUCACGACGUCGGCUCUGCAGCUGGUCCAGUGCUUCGCCCAGAGCACCCUGAUCGCCGAGGCCUCCAAGAGAUGCUGCAUCACUCGUGUCCAGAUCAUGGCCAAGCCGGGCAGGCAGAUCAUCACGUUUCUACUGUUUAGCAAUGUCGUGAUGUGGACCUUCGACACCAUAGUCACGCAAAACUGGAUAUCGCAAGAGCUACAGCUCAGGUUCUUCGGUAUACUGGCGUGGGGCGUCAUCUCGAGGAUCGGCCUGCCGCUGCUCAUAUUCUAUCGGUUUCACAGCUUCGUUUUACUAUUCGAGGCCUGGAGCAAGUGCUACAGAACGAUCAAGAGCGACCACCCGCUCAACUGACGACACACACUGGCCGACAAAUUCUCCUUCAGAUUCAAGUCAAAGGUCUGGAGCAGCGACAAGAGCAAGAAGAAGAAGAAGAAGAAACAGCCAAGCCAACGUUACCGCAAGCACCGCAACCUCGACUCCGGCUGUCGCCAGCGGGGCGAGAAGACGGCGCGGCGGGCCUAUUUGCACCCCUACAUGGACAGCGCGAGUUGGCUUUACUUGGACGCCCAUCUGCCGUACGUGGCCCA